AUGGUAGAUGUACCCGUUCAAGAUAUGAACAAAAAUACAUUUACAUGGCACAACAAGAAUGGCUACAAAUCUGCGAAAACAUAUAAUUUAUUUAAUUAUUUUUCAAGCAUUGAAGAUUCACAUUCAAAAUAUCUUCAUUAUCAAAUGACCAAAUCUUUGUCUGUUCAAACUCAACAUGAUUCUCCAUGUAAAAGUGAUUCUCCUCAACCAUUUUAUCAUAUUCAUCAGGAUUCAAUUAUUACACAGAAGUCAAGUCCAACAUCAGUUAGAUUUAGUCCCCGUAUGGGUUCUAACGCAAUCAAUUAUGCACGCUCAAGUGCUACAAACCGAGUAUCAAUUACUCCCAAUAUGUCACCAAUCAGCAGUUCUAAUGUAGAUCAAUCCAUAUCAAAAAUUAGUGCAAUGUUUCCUACUGCAUCGGAAUCCCAUAUUAAAUCAUUAUUAAAUAAAUAUCAUAACAGAGAAGCUGUUGUUAUUAGUGCUUUGCAAGUAGAAAAGCAUCCAAUCGCUACACCUGGACCUUAUACUCCACCAUCAGUUAGUCGUCAUUAUAUGUUACAAGCAAAUCCUUCACCCAUGGCUAGUCCAUUACCUAAGCCAGCUCAUUAUUCUCCAAAAAUGAAACUCAGAUAUUUGAAAAGUGUAUUUCCAGUAGUAGAAGAAACAGUACUUUUGGAUACAUUAUGUAGUGCUGACAAUAAUGUUAACCAAGCCACAAAAACAUUACUAACUAUGGGAUUCAACAAACGACAUAACAUUACAAACAUUGUGCCUAAACUGCCUAGAGUUACAUUAACCAACAGUGAAAAUGAUUAUGAAGAGGACGAUAUGUUUUGGUUACGAAGAAAAACUUGUGAUGAUUAUGAUAAAACUAAAUCUACUUGUUCAUCUUGGCCUGUUUCUUCUGUUGUAUCAACACCAACCAAAAAAAUAAAUGUUGAAGAACAGAUAAAAAUAAAACAAAGAUUACAGGAUAAAUUUGAUGAUCAAGAAGAAAAAAUUAUAAUUUUUGCCUUGGAAAGUACAGAUUACAACGAAUUAUUAGCUGAUCAGAUUCUUAAAAAUCAUUUGGAUAAUGAAUUUAAAACAAAGGAUGAAAAUUAUGGGAAACUCAAAAAGGAAAAUUCUAGUAAAGAAACAACUGGUGACUGUGUUGUAAUGAACAAACUUUCACAUUCUAAAACUGAAUCGAGAAAUUCUUUCUGUGAAAUAAAUGUUGAGAGUCAGAUGGUUGCAAAUGGUUCACAAAAAAGUUUGGCAAAAGGACCCAAUAAAGAUUUAUUGAGUAAAAUUUCCUCAUCUAAAUGUGAGCUGGAUGAAAAAAAUAGAGUGAAACCCAAAGGCCCAAAUAAAUCAUUGUUGAGUAAAAUUCAUUCUUUAGCAAAAGGACCAAAUAUUGAGCUAAAAAAAGGACCGUCUAAAGGAUUAGCUAAGGGUAGUAUUUUCCAUAGACUAUUCAGGAAAUAA
Molecule: messenger RNA, 1467 nt
Organism: Macrosiphum euphorbiae (potato aphid)
Lineage: Eukaryota; Metazoa; Arthropoda; Insecta; Hemiptera; Aphididae
Source: the annotation of a GenBank genome assembly